Molecule: messenger RNA, 1306 nt
Organism: Papaver somniferum (opium poppy)
Lineage: Eukaryota; Viridiplantae; Streptophyta; Magnoliopsida; Ranunculales; Papaveraceae
Product: dof zinc finger protein DOF5.7-like
Exons: 2
Coding region: 1-1251 (416 amino acids)
Biological process (GO): regulation of DNA-templated transcription
Molecular function (GO): DNA binding; DNA-binding transcription factor activity
Source: RefSeq, a predicted model, not a curated record
AUGUUGUCACCAGAGAUUGCCGUUUCGUCAAAGGCGGUGGGUAAUAAUAAUCAAGACACUGAUAACCUCUCUGUGAAAGCGUCAUUAGGAGGCGGUGGAGGAGGCCGCGGUAAAUAUACUACUGGAUCAUCAACAGCAAAGGCAUUACCAAUACCUCCAGCGUCAAGAUGUCCCCGCUGUGAUUCACCAAACACCAAAUUCUGCUACUACAACAAUUACAGUUUAGCUCAACCAAGGCAUUUCUGUAAGACGUGUAGAAGGUAUUGGACUAAAGGAGGUGCUCUUCGUAACGUACCCAUCGGAGGCGGUUGUCGUAAAAACAACAAAAGUAAAAGCAAAUCAUCAAGUAUUUCAACUUCAUCGGUUGAUUACAGUUCAAAAGAUUACUCAUCCACUUCCUAUUUAUUCUCUGAUAAUAUUCCUGGCAGUGGCGGUAGUGGAUUCCUAUUGAAUUCAUCUUUAUUUCAUGGAUUGAACUCCCUAUCCUCCUCCUCCUUGGGGGUCUGUCAUCAACAUGAUCAACUCGGAGGCAGGAUCCCUUUUUCUUUGCUCAAUUCUUCCGCGACUACCGGUACCACUUCGCCUUGUUUCGACGUCGAUGCUACAGCUGGUUCCUUAAUGAACGUGGGAGGUUUCAGUACUUACAAUGAUAACCUUGCUGGAAGUUCUUCUACACCGGCUUUUCGACGAGAUCAAAAGGAAACAUGUCCAUCCACGGUGACAAAUGGUUAUCAGGGUAGUUAUCAUCGUGAUCAUUUUACAUCUUCAAUUGAGUCUUUUAGUAACAUGAAUCAAGAACUACACUGGAAGCUACAACAACAAAGACUUGCUAUGCUUUUUGGUGUACGCAAUCAUCAGCAUAAUACUAGUUUUGAUACCAGUUCUGAAGUUGCUGGUCUAAAUAUCGAAAACCAGCUGCAGCAUGCACAAAAACUACCAUUGCCAGUUUCUUUUCAGAAUCUGGAGAUUUCGAAACAGGAGGCUACCGGCGCCGUUAGUAUUGAUCAAAUAGUUGGAUUACAAAGAGGUACUCAUGAUGAAGGCGAUAAUAGUGCACAAAACACUACUGAUCAGUGGAGUAUAUUUGAUAAGUACAAUUCCAAUACUAGUAGCAAUAGUACCCCCAUUAACACGGUUACCACAGGCGCCAACGAGAAAGUAAUUGGCAGUUGGAAUGAUAUUCAGGCAUGGAAUACCACCAUUACUGGUCAUCAACAUUUUGCACCCUUAAUAAUACAAAUGGCAGGAUAAAGUGGUACUAUGAUGUUACGUUAUAUAGCAUUAUUAUGCAGCAAAAAGCAAACCC